UAGACAAACCGAAAAUUCACUUGUAAAAGAAUGGCUUCAUCAAUCAAUAGUCGCAAACCAAGUGAAAUUUUCAAAGCACAAGCUCUAAUAUACAAACACAUGUACACCUUCCUAGAUCCCAUGUGUCUUAAAUGGUGUGUUGAGAUGAACAUACCAAACAUAAUCCACAAUCAUGGUCAACCAAUUUCUCUUUCAAACUUAGUUUCAAUUCUUCAAGUUCCAUCAACCAAAGCUGGUAAUGUUCAACGUCUCAUGCGUUAUCUUGCACACAAUGGAUUCUUUGAGAUAGUAACAAAUCAAGAUAUAGAAAAUGAACAAGAAGAAGCUUAUUCUCUGACUGUUGCUUCGGAGCUUCUUGUUAAAGGGAAUGAACUUUGUUUAGCUCCAAUGGUUGAGUUUUAUUUUAAUCCAACUAUUUCAGGUUCUUACAAUCAGCUGAAAAAGUGGAUUUAUGAGGAAGAUCUUACACUCUUUGGUGUAGCUUUAGGGUCUGAUUUUUGGGAGUUUCUUAAUAAGAACCCUGAACAUAACAAAUUGUUUAAUGAUGCAAUGGCUAGUGAUUCUAAAAUGAUAAACUUGGCAAUGAAAGAUUGUAAUUUGGUGUUUGAAGAAUUGGAAUCAGUUGUGGAUGUUGGUGGUGGAACUGGAACAACUGCUAAGAUUAUCUGUGAGACAUUUCCUAAGUUGAAAUGUGUUGUGUUUGAUCGUCCAAAGGUUGUAGAGAAUUUAUGUGGAAACAACAAUUUGACAUAUGUUGGUGGAGACAUGUUCACAUAUAUUCCUAGAGCUGAUGCAGUUCUGCUUAAGUGGAUAUUACAUGAUUUCACUGAUAAAGAUUGCAUAAAAAUACUGGAAAAAUGUAAAGAAGCAGUUACAAGUGAUGUUAAAAAAGGAAAAGUGAUUAUCAUAGAUUUGGUGAUGAAUAAAAAGAAAGAUGAAAACCAGAUAACACAAUUGAAGCUGCAAAUGGAUAUAGGCAUGGCAUGUCUCAAUGGAAAAGAGAGAAAUGAGGAAGAAUGGAAGAAGCUCUUUGUGGAAGCUGGCUUUAAAGACUACAAGAUAUCUCCUUUCACUGAAUUAUUGUCUCUUAUUGAGAUUUAUCCUUAAAACACAAAUCUUCUGAACUUAAUAAAGUCACAUGUCUUAUGAUGGAAUAUCUUAACUUGUGUGUUUUUCAUAGACAAAGGUUGUGACAUUUGCUUUAUAUUCAUUUUCGUUUUUCUAUUUUGUUGCACAAUAAUGGAUAAUGUUAGCUUUUGAAAAAGAAAAUGUUGGUGUUUUGCUCU
This is a messenger RNA of Lathyrus oleraceus (garden pea), 1286 nucleotides long. Its product is annotated as isoflavone-7-O-methyltransferase 8. NCBI's taxonomy places the organism in Eukaryota, Viridiplantae, Streptophyta, Magnoliopsida, Fabales, Fabaceae. The transcript has 2 exons. The coding region runs from base 31 to 1107 and encodes 358 amino acids. Gene Ontology annotation, molecular function: O-methyltransferase activity; protein dimerization activity. The record is from RefSeq and is a predicted model, not a curated record.